GCUGGAGAAGGGGGCGGCUGGGCAGCCGAAGAGCUGCAGAUUUCACCCUGCAGAGGAGAGCUGUGGGAUGGAGCCAGAGCCGGAGCAGGGGCAGGGGCCCAAGGUGGGCGCAGGAGCCAAGCCACUACAUCUAGCUGCGCAGUAAGCCAGAGUCUCACAGGAGCUAGGGGAAGGCCACCCCAUCUCUCUGGGGCCACCCAGGGACUAAGGGUGGUCAGGGCACCCAGUCCUGGCAGGGGGAAAGGACCACAGGUCCUUUCAGCCUAGGAGGGCCCUGGAGUCUCCUGUUCCUUCACACCAGGUGCAAGGGUGCCGUUCCCUCUGGUGGUGGAAGGGUUAACUACAUACCUGAGCAGCUGCGUCUGGCACAUCAGACCUCAGCUUGGGAAGUGCCAAUGCUGCAGCUGGUGAGGGGCUGUGGGGCGCUGGAGCCCAAAACCUUAGCAGCUGCAUGGCCCAGUAAGACAGCCCCUGGCUCCCCCUUGGCUCCCCCGGCUGCCAGAGUCCCUGCUCCCCACACUGGUUGUUUUCCCCAGGAGCCCAGCAGGCGAACAGGAGGAUCCCGUGGACAGGAAGGAAACACGUCUCCGGGUGGUGGUCAGGGUUCGGCCCCUGACCUGCCCGGAGCGCCGCAGAGGGGACCAGCGUGUGGUGCACUGCCUUGGGGACAACACCGUCUACGUGAGUGCCCCACGCUGGACAGGCCACAGCUGGGCGCUGGCCUGAUCCUGAGCCAGUUCUCUUCUCCCCAUGCCAGGUUCUCCUGCACUGCCUUUGCCUUUGGACAAACGGGCUCUGGAAAGACCUACACGUUAAUGGGACCCUUAGCCCAGGUGAGAGCCCCUCCUCGGGGGCAAACCGACAGCCGCGCUGAGCAGGGCGAGGGCCAGCCAGCGACUCCCUACCUCGGGGGGCUGAUGCAAAGGGCCUUUGUGUGUCUCCUGGAGCAGACGCAGCGCUACAGACCCGGCCUCGUGCUCAGCGCCUCGUACGUGGAGAUACACAAUGAGCAGGUGAGAGACCUGCUGAGCCCAGGGCCACCCAGGCCCCUGCCCGUGCGAUGGAGCAAAACCAGGGGCUUCUACAUCGAGAACCUGCUCACGGUGGAGUUUGGGAGCCUGGAGGCCAUCAUGGACCUGCUGCAGGAAGGCACCCGAAGGCGGCGGAGCGCCGCGCAUGCACUGAAUGGGCACUCGAGCCGCAGCCACGCCCUGCUGACCAUCCGCAUCCGCCGCAAGGCUAUGAGCCCAGAUCCCAGCUCCCCCCAGCAAGGCGUGCUCUGCUUCGUGGACCUGGCCGGCAGCGAGAGGGUGAAGGACACCGGCUCGGCUGGGGAGCGCUUAGUGGAGGCCAGCAACAUCAACCGCAGUCUCCUGGCUCUAGGGCACUGCAUCUCUCUGCUGGUGGACCCCAGACGGAGGCGGAGUCACAUCCCGUACAGGGACAGCAAGCUCACCCGGCUGCUGGCCGAGUCCCUGGGCGGAUCCGGGGUCACGCUCAUGCAGGUCGCCUGCGUCUCGCCCUCCUCGCGCUGCCUGCCGGAGACACUGCGCACGCUGCGCUUCGCCGGCAGGGCCAAGAAGGUCACCACCAAGCCUGUGGCCCACAGGAUUUCCCGGGAGAAGCUGCUGCGAAGUUUGGAGCAAGAAAUCCAGGCCCUGCGGGAGGAAAACCUCUCCCUGCGCCAGCAGCUGCGGCUGCCCAGGAUACUGGGCGGGAGCACAGCCACCCACACAGCCCCCACACAGCUGCCCGAGUGCCAGGAGGAGAGCCAUGCCCCUGGGCAGAGAGGGGCCCCGAGGAGAGCACCCGGCGCGGCCAGGCGCAGCCUCUAUGGCCUCCUGCAGGAGUUUGUGCUGGAGAACGAGCAGCUUAGGCACCUGGAGUCCCCCCCAGCCCUCAGCAGCUGGGGCCAGGCCCGACGCUCCCCCGAAGCUGCCCCCGGCUCCUGCAGCAUCCAGGCCCUGCCCUGCCCCCGCCCUGCCCCCGGCGCAGCCCAGUGUGGCCACCUGCUCCUGGAGCUGCCGCCAUGGGAGGGGCUCACUGCCCAGAGCAGUUCCAGGUUCCAGGGGCCCAGCCAGGGCAGCCCAUGGCAGGAUCCGGCUCAGCCCUGGCCCCAGCAGCACCCUGUGGCUCCCUGGUUUCUCCAGGGGAAAAGGAGCCUGGGCCGAAGGAAGAGCUCUGCUGGCUCGUGUCUGCUCCUGAGAGACACCCAGCAGCAGGGCCCCGAGCCUCCCCCCGGCCUGGAGGGGCAGGUCACGCCGUCAGCCCCUCCCCUGCCAGGCAGCAGCACAGGGCGCCAAGCAGCAGGUGCUGACCCUGAGCUGCGGCUGGAGGAGGUGCUGCACUCACGGCAGGAGCAGCUCCAAUACUACAGCCUGCGGAACCAGAGCUCCGGCUGCACAUGGGACGCCCGGGAUUGACUCUGAGCACGUGCCCCACGCCACGGGACAUUAACCCUCUCAGUGCCGUGGUGGAGCGCCCCAUGUCCUGGUGCAUGGCCAGGAUCCAGGGCCCAGUCCCCUGCAGGCUCUGGGGAGGCAGGUGGGGCCUGGCCAGGGUGUGGCCUGCACAGUCCUGCCCACGAAGGUCCCGCUGCCCCAGACAGAUGCGGUCCAGGGCUGACACAGAGCUCCCUGUUUAUUUGGCUUUAGUGAAAGACCGAGCUGCUGUGGAUAUGGCGGGACGGCAGCAGCCCAUCCCCUUGGGGGCUCAUGGGCAGCCCAGCCAGUACUGAGCGAUGGGGCGUGGGUAGCGAGGGCGCACGAAGUCCACGCGCUUGCUGCGCAGGUUGAGGCGAUAGUACUUGUCUGCGGGAGAGAAGGGCGUGACCGUCAGUCCCCCGGGGAACAGGGCCCAGGGCUCCACUCACCCCACCCUCAACCACAGCUCAGAGCAGCAGGAGCUGAACGGGCCUUGCUGGCCUCCCCUAGCCUCCCACCAAGUGCAGGGACAACCCUGCUCCAGGCCCCGGCCAGAGUCCAGGCCCUGCCAGGGUAGCCUGACUCCCUUGUCCAGGCCCAUCCUGCCCCUCUGUGAGGAUCCCCCUGCCCCAGGUCCCAGCCGGCUCCGGCUCUCCUCCCCGCCAUGAGGCGCCUCUCCACAAGUCAGUCCAAUCGCUCACAGUCAGGCUGAGCAGAACUGCAGGGCCCUGGGAGAGGGUGGCCAUAAUGGGGCUGGUGGGGCCGCAUGGCAAAGCUGAAGCCCAGCCCUGCUCGGGGGGCUAGGUCAGGUCAGCUGUGAGAGCAGCUGGGGUGAGCUGAUGGUGCUGGGACCCACCUGCCAGGAAGAAGUAGACGCUCUGGAUGGGCUGGCACUGGGAGCCCCCGGGCAGCCAGUCAGGGUCCGUGUCCGAGGAGUCGGAAUCAUCCUGCAGCCAGUCCCAGAAGGUGUGAGCUGCCGGCCGCCGGCUCCUGUACCUCUUGCGGUGCCGGCGGGAUUUCCUCUUUCGAGCCCAGCUGCUAGCCCUUGA
Molecule: messenger RNA, 3472 nt
Organism: Mauremys mutica (yellowpond turtle)
Lineage: Eukaryota; Metazoa; Chordata; Testudines; Geoemydidae
Gene: KIF12
Product: kinesin family member 12
Exons: 15
Coding region: 396-2423 (675 amino acids)
Biological process (GO): microtubule-based movement
Molecular function (GO): ATP binding; microtubule binding; microtubule motor activity
Source: RefSeq, a predicted model, not a curated record